AUGAUGGGAUCCCCAGUGGAACAUGCUCGCCAACUCUGGCCCCAAGAUCAUGCCAAAUUCUGCGAGGUGAUGGAACAAUGGCAAGCGGAGAUGAAAACAUCGUGCGAGAAAGUAGUGGGAAUAAUGCUCGCCUCAUUGGGCUUAACCAAUGAAGAAGAUAUGAAAUGGUUCGAGCCCAAAAAUGGGUGUGACGGAACCCCAUGUGUGCUUCAACUGAAUUCCUACCAGGUUUGCCCGGACCUUGACCGAGCCAUGGGGUUGGCCCCUCAUACGGACUCGUCCCUCAUCACUUUGCUAAACCAGAGAAACACCAACAACCUCCAAGUGUAUAAAGAUGGUGCAGGGUGGGUCGCUGUUGAGCCGGUUGAGGGAGCCUUGGUGGUUAAUGUUGGUGAUUUGAUGCACAUUGUCUCCAAUGGGAAGUUCACGUCCGUGUUGCAUCGGGCGGUUGUGAAUAAGACGUGCCACCGUGCGUCUCGACUGCGUUCUUUUAUGGGCAGCCAUGGGAUGUCGAGGUCUCACCAUUGAGAAAGUUGGUCGAUUCUGAUCAUCCGCCAUUGUAUCGUCCAGUGAUUUGGAAGGAGUAUCUUCAAAUCAAGAAGAAUG
This is a messenger RNA of Hibiscus syriacus, 606 nucleotides long. RefSeq names its product gibberellin 3-beta-dioxygenase 1-like. The record is from RefSeq and is a predicted model, not a curated record. Bases 1 to 528 code for a protein of 175 amino acids. NCBI's taxonomy places the organism in Eukaryota, Viridiplantae, Streptophyta, Magnoliopsida, Malvales, Malvaceae. The transcript has 3 exons.